UGUUCACUUCAGUCUUCACUGUCUCCAGUUGGAUUUUUACGGUGCUUCCGGUUCCUCCGAACUCGAAAGUACGCACUCACACACUAUAUAUAUAUAUAUACAUAUCUGUGGCUGCGUGCUCGGAUCUGGUCUACAGAUCUUCAAUUCGGAGUCGACCGUCUUUCGUGAUUGUUGACUGUGAACAGUACGGAUGGAGUCGUACGGGAGAAAUUCGCCCGCGAUUCGGUUGGGGGUAUGCCUUAUGCUCGUCUUCUUCAUCGGCGUCGCUCACUCUUUCUAUUUGCCUGGCGUAGCUCCCAAGGAUUUCGACAAGGGUGAUCCGCUCAAGGUGAAAGUGAACAAGCUGACAUCAGUUAAAACUCAACUUCCGUACUCCUACUAUACACUUCCUUACUGUAAACCCAAGACUAUUGUUGACAGUGCUGAGAAUCUUGGGGAAGUUCUUCGUGGUGAUCGCAUUGAGAACUCUCCUUAUGAGUUUAAUAUGCGACAACCCCAGAUGUGUAAUAUUGUUUGCAAUAUUACACUUACCUCUAAGGAAGCCAAAGAAUUCAAAGAGAAGAUUGAAGAUGCAUAUAGAGUGAAUAUGAUUUUGGAUAAUCUCCCUCUGGUCAUGCCUUAUAAAAGACGUGACAUGGAUGCUGUGGCUUAUCAGCAUGGUUUUGAUGUUGGGUUCAAAGGACAGUACGCUGGUAAACCUGAGGAGAAGUACUUUAUCAACAAUCACCUGACAUUCAUUGUGAAAUAUCAUAAGGAUCAAGAAGCAGAUACUGCUAGAAUUGUCGGGUUUGAAGUGAAACCAUACAGUGUUAAGCAUGAGUAUGAUGGUAAAUGGAAUGAUAAGUCACGCUUAACAUCAUGCGACCCUCAUGCUAAGCGUACUGUGACGAGCUCCGACUCCCCCCAGGAAGUUGACGAUAAGAUGGAAAUUAUCUUCACAUAUGAUGUGGAGUUUCAUGAUAGUGAAGUAAAGUGGGCAUCUAGAUGGGAUACUUAUCUUUACAUGGCUGACGAUCAAAUCCAUUGGUUCUCAAUUGUCAAUUCUUUGAUGAUUGUUCUUUUCCUCUCUGGAAUGGUGGCGAUGAUAAUGUUGAGGACUCUUUACCGAGACAUUUCCAAGUACAACCAAUUGGAGACACAAGAAGAAGCUCAGGAAGAAACCGGGUGGAAAUUAGUUCAUGGAGAUGUUUUCCGGCCUCCACAGAAAUCAGAUUUGCUUUGCGUUUCCAUCGGAACUGGUGUUCAGUGUUUCGGAAUGGUACUGGUUACUAUGAUCUUUGCUGCCCUUGGUUUCUUGUCCCCUUCAAAUCGUGGAGGACUAAUGACAGCUAUGCUUGUGCUGUGGGUAUUUAUGGGCCUAUUUGCUGGAUACACCACGGCUCGGUUCUACAAGAUGUUCAAAGGAACAGAAUGGAAGAAAAUUACCCUUCAGACAGCUUUUAUGUUCCCUGGAAUUGUCUUUGCCAUUUUCUUCGUUUUGAACGCCCUGAUAUGGGGUGAGGAAUCAUCAGGAGCUGUGCCAUUUGGGACCAUGUUCGCGUUAGUCCUCUUGUGGUUUGGGAUUUCAGUUCCGCUCGUUUUUGUAGGCAGCUAUGUGGGGUUUAGGAGGCCGGUCAUAGAGGAUCCGGUAAAGACCAAUAAAAUCCCGAGACAGAUACCUGAGCAGACCUGGUACAUGAAUCCCAUCUUCUCCAUCUUAAUUGGCGGCAUACUCCCCUUCGGAGCAGUGUUCAUUGAACUGUUCUUCAUCUUGACAUCGAUAUGGUUGCAUCAGUUCUACUACAUAUUUGGCUUCCUUUUCCUCGUGUUCAUCAUCCUGAUCGUGACAUGCGCAGAGAUCUCCGUAGUCCUUUGCUACUUCCAGCUUUGCAGUGAGGACUACUUGUGGUGGUGGAGAUCAUAUCUGACCUCAGGCUCGUCGGCACUGUACCUUUUCCUCUACGCAGCUUUCUACUUCUUCACAAAGCUGAGUAUCACGAAAUUGGUGUCGGGUAUUCUCUACUUUGGGUAUAUGCUGAUCGUUUCUUUCGCUUUCUUCGUGCUGACCGGUGCAAUUGGGUUUUUCGCCUGUUUCUGGUUCACAAGGCUUAUCUACUCAUCUGUUAAGAUUGACUAGGAUAUCGACAACAGCUACCGAGGCCCAAGUACACUUACAGGUUCCGAAGGAAGCAUAUGGUACCACCCUAGUAGUUUGCCUAGCUCUUUAAUUUCUUUUGGUCUAAGUGUGAAUUAAUUCCUUGAUAAUAUAUACUUGUUUGGGAA
Messenger RNA from Andrographis paniculata, 2262 nucleotides. Its product is annotated as transmembrane 9 superfamily member 9-like. Gene Ontology annotation, biological process: protein localization to membrane. The record is from RefSeq and is a predicted model, not a curated record. The transcript has 7 exons. The coding region runs from base 191 to 2116 and encodes 641 amino acids. Lineage: Eukaryota; Viridiplantae; Streptophyta; Magnoliopsida; Lamiales; Acanthaceae. Gene Ontology annotation, cellular component: membrane.